GGUAGUUCGUCAGCUGACUGAACCAAACAGCAGCGUCGUUCUCUCAACAACAGGAAAUACUGUCCAUUCAUACUCAGGGCUGAUCAUGAAGAAAAAUAAAACCAAAUCUGUCGGAGCCGCUGAGAAAGAGUAUGUGUUCGAGUUCAGGGCAGGAAAACACAACUGCGUCCUGAAGGUACCGCUCAAGUUUCCUGUUCAAGAGAACGUCAGUGACCUUCACGGACGCUUGAUGCUGCUGCAUAAAAUACCCUGCUAUAUAGAAAAUGAGCUAAAAACCUCACUUUCCAGCUUCAUUGAGAGUGAAACCAUCCUGGAUUAUGACAGAGAGGCAGAGCUGGCCCUGCAGAGACUCACCACAGGGGAUGUCGAUGUAAACCAGCUCACUAAUGCUUGGACCAGGUCUUAUAUGGAGACUACGCUGGAGCAUGCUCGGCCUGAAGAGCCCAGCUGGGACGAGGACUUUGCUGAUGUUUACCAUGAGCUGAUCCACUCCCCGGCCUCAGACACUCUGCUCAACCUGGAGCACAACUACUUUGUCAGCAUCUCUGAGCUCAUCAGUGAGAGAGACAUGGAGAUUAAGAAGCUUCAGGAGAGGCAAGCAGCUGAAAUGGACAAGGUGAUGCACGAGCUGGGGAAUACUUUGAGUGACCACGACGUAAAUGCAGUCGCAUCACAGCAUUUCGAUGCACAGCAGGUGCUGGAGAACAAGUGGGGCAGCGAGCUGAAGCAAGUCACCUGCAUUCAGAAGCAGGAGUACCAGGAGUGGGUCAUCAAGCUGCAUCAAGAUCUGCAGAAACCCAACAACAGCAGCAAAAUUAAUGAGGAGAUUAAGGUUCAGCCCAACCAGCUGUCAGAGCUGGAAGAUUCUGGGUCGAGGAUGUUUGAGGAGCAGCCUCAGCUGGAGGAGAGCUUCACCAUACACUUAGGAGCACAGCUGAAGACGAUGCACAACUUGCGGCUGGUGCGCGCAGACGUGCUCGAUUUCUGUAAACACCGGCGGCACGGCAGCGGCGGAGCAAAGCUGCGGCGGCUACAAACGGCGCUCUCGCUGUACUCCUCUUCGCUCUGUGGUUUGGUGCUGUUGGUCGACAACAGGGUCAACUCCUACAGUGGCAUCAAGAGAGACUUUGCAACAGUGGCGAAGGAGUGCACAGACUUCCACUUUCCCUGUCUGGAGGAGCAGCUGGAGGAGGUGCAGCAGGUGGUGCUCUAUGCCAGAGCACAGCGGUAUAGCAAGAAUAAAGACCAACCUGAGAUUCCAAGGAACGGAGGUGAUGAGAAGAGCAAAAAUGUUGAAAGAAACCCUUCUAACAUCUUACCAGGUGAGUUCUACAUCUCGCGGCACUCCAACCUCUCAGAGGUCCAUGCCGUCUUCCACCUGUGUGUAGACGACAACGUGCGGUCGGGAAACAUCACAGCACGCGACCCGGCCAUAAUGGGGUUGAGAAACAUCCUGAAGGUCUGCUGUACACACGACAUCACCACGGUUACAGUGCCUCUGCUCCUGGUCCAUGACAUGUCCGAGGAGAUGACCAUACCAUGGUGCCUAAAGCGAGCUGAGCUGGUAUUCAAAUGUGUGAAAGGCUUCAUGAUGGAGAUGGCCUCAUGGGAUGGAGGAAUAUCACGCACCGUUCAGUUUCUGGUGCCAAAGAGUAUCUCAGAGGAAAUGUUCUACCAGUUGAGCACCAUGCUGCCUCAGAUCUUCCGCGUCUCCUCCACCCUGACUCUCACCUCAAAGCACUGACGGAUUAGGCACCACGCUGCUCGCACGUGGCAUUCGGAUGAUGCGGACUUCUUCUAACAGCAUUGACCAAUGUGUUGGGGUUUUCUUUGAAGUGGAGAUUCCGUGACUGAAGUAGAGAGUUUGUAAAAAAAAA
This is a messenger RNA of Solea senegalensis (Senegalese sole), 1877 nucleotides long. RefSeq names its product chromosome unknown C12orf4 homolog (gene ferry3). NCBI's taxonomy places the organism in Eukaryota, Metazoa, Chordata, Actinopteri, Pleuronectiformes, Soleidae. Gene Ontology annotation, biological process: regulation of mast cell degranulation. The record is from RefSeq and is a predicted model, not a curated record. Bases 86 to 1744 code for a protein of 552 amino acids. The transcript is spliced from 14 exons. Gene Ontology annotation, cellular component: cytoplasm.